Molecule: messenger RNA, 1296 nt
Organism: Pantherophis guttatus
Lineage: Eukaryota; Metazoa; Chordata; Lepidosauria; Squamata; Colubridae
Source: RefSeq, a predicted model, not a curated record
GGUGGAGCGGAUCGGUUCAUGGCCUCCCGGACCCGUUGCUUGCUUAAGCUGCCGGCUCCCUUGCCAGCUCCACCCUGGGGAAGCUCCUGCGCUGCCUCCGCCGAUCGGCCUUUUGCGACUGGCAUCAUCUGACUGGUCCAGAUUCCCGAACACUUUCUGAAUUGCAGCACACGGAAUCCAAACAUUUGUGUUACUGAUUUUAAAAUAUUUGAUGGUUUGCAAUGUUGCUUUCGUAGUAUGAUGGUAGCUUUUUGACCCUUUUUCUUCUUCUGGCAGCCUACAAAAUUAAUCUGAUUUCCUGACAAGUCAGCAAAACAGAAAUAUCCCAUAUUAAAAGGCAAGUGUAUUUUCAGGGAGGUUGUGACCCAGAAUGGAGUUGCCGUGAUUGACUGCUCUUGGGCAAAGCUGGACAAAACGCCGUUUAGCAAGAUGAAGGGAAGUCAUCUCCGGCUGUUACCCUACUUGAUAGCUGCAAAUCCAGUGAAUUAUGGACGGCCAUACAAACUUACUUGUGUGGAAGCUUUUGCAGCUACCCUCUGCAUUGUAGGACACACUGAUCUAGCCACAGUUCUUUUGCAAAAAUUUAAAUGGGGAAGUGUGUUUCUUGAUCUGAACAAAGAUCUCCUGGAAAAAUAUGCAGCAUGUAGCUGUGAAGAGGAAGUGUUAAGGGUUGAGAAUGAAUUUCUGAACCAUGUCCAAGAAAAAGAUGAAACUGAUCCUUUUGAUGUUGAUUCAGGAAAGGAAUUUUUUAUACUCAACGGGCCUUGCAGAACCACAGAAGCAACUGCUGCAGAUGAAAGCUCCUCUGAGGAGACCCCUGAGGACAGCGACAGCAGCAGCAGCAGUAGCAGCAGCAAUGAGGACCUGAACACAGCCUGUUCUGGAGCCAGUAAAUCAGCCGCAUGGAGGCAAAAGAGCAUUCUCAAAGAGAAGAAGUUUCACUGAAUGUAGUAACAAGGUUUUGCUCAGAGUUAGGAUACAAAUUGGACAAUGUUCUUCCAGUCUGAAAUACUUCAUUCAGCCCAUGGGCCUUGUCUAUCAACUGAGCUGUGUGAUGAACUUCAUUAAUACACUGCUUGUCAAAUAUAAUUUUACUAAUGCAAUAUCCAUAUCCUGGUCUUAUUUUUUUACUUAGCAUCUCAGUUAAUUAUUAUUCCAAGAAUUGUUUUGAGAUGAUGGAGGAAAAACCAGAAGCAACUUCCUCAUAUUUGAGAUCACUACUUUUUGGUUAUUUGCUAUUUCGGUUCUUAAUAUGUUGUGGAUGGAUAGUUGAUAAUAAAUGCUCUAAACCAAAAA